AUGGUGAGGGGAGAUGAUCUAGCACCUGGCGUAGCGUCCGCCUCACCUUCCCCCUCCCCUUCCCAUUCCCCCAUACCUUCGCCGUCCGCCCGCGCCGCCGCAUGGAUGCCCCGCUCCGCUUCCGCCGCGCCCAUCGUCCACUCCACCCCCCCGCUUCCGCGCCCUCCCCCGCCCCAUCCGCUUCAGCGGGAAGCUUUCGCGGAGCACCCGGCGGAGGAUCCCGAGUCGCCCCCGCCGCCUCCGCCGCUUUACCCCUUCGGCGCGGCGCAAGCGCCGGGCGUGCUGACGUUCGUGUGCGAAACGCCACGUGGCUUCGCGGGGAGACAGGAGGUGAAGGGAUGGGACGCGCAGGGGAACGUGCAGCUGGGGCGGUAUAUGUACUUCCCCAAAGAAACUCCGUGGCAUUAUGGGUAUUUACCCCAAACCUGGUGCGCGCACGACCGAGGAGCUGCGCCCCACAGGCGCACCGGCGGGGGGGUGGGUGGGGGGAGCUACGGCGGAAGUUUCGGCGGAAGCGGAGACAUUGGUUUAAGCGCUGGUGUGCUGUGGGGUGGGGCAGAUCGGAUGGCUGAAGGGGAGGGGUACGGUGGGGCUGGCGGCAGCGGCGGUGGAGGAGAGGUGGAGCGAGUCGCAAUGAUGCGACGGGGGUAUAGCGUUGAUGUCGGGGAAUCGUACCCGGUGCGCGUGCUCGCAGCGAUUUGCGUGAUGGAAGGGACACGUCAGCCGAAGCCGUCGUGGAAGAUCGUGACGAUCGCGGCCACGGAUCCGAUGGCUGAUCUGAUGACACGUGUCUCGGAAGUGAGCAAAGGCGGCGGGACGUUAGGGGAUGUGCUGAGGGACGUGCAUCGGGAUCUCAAGGCUCUCGUGAACGCGAAAGCAGACCUCCCGCGCUCACAGGAGCAAGCCAUGGGGGUGGACGGAGCAACGAGCAUAGUAUCCCAAGCGCAUGCCAAAUGGACCGAUUUCCUAGCCACACGCGAGCGCCUGCUCCAACACCAGAGCUUCAGUGGCCCUCUGGUUCCGCACUCUAAGAAACGCAGCAGCCAGCGCGGGGAAAAACGCGGAGCAGAAGCAGCGGCGGCUGCUGCUGCGGCUGCUGCGGCUGCAGCUGUGGAGUUGGACCAAGGCCCCUCCCUUGGUGCCACUGCUGCUGUGAACAGCAAAGGCGACAGCAGCAGUGGGAACGGGAGCGGCGGUGGCGGUGGUGGCGGGUCAAGACCAGGAGGGAGGAUCACAGAGGAGGGUCAUGGGAGAUCGUGCAGUGUUGAUGCCAGUGGUAGCUCUGCUGGUGGUGCUGCUGACCAUGCUAGGAUGCAGGGUGGUGCUUCUUCCUCCUGCACUGGUUUGAGGGAAGCUUCGAGGGAUGCUUCCUCUGGAGAAGGCUGGCGGGGAGGAGGAACAGGAGGAGCAGGAGCAGGAGCAGGAGCAGGGACAGGGACAGGAACAGAGGCACUUGCAGCAGCGGGGGAGAAAUCCUCUCUCUCCUCCCCUGCCGCCACCUCCUCAAUCACUCCCCGCUCGUCCCAUCCCGACGGGUACCUCCCAUCCCCCACCACCCCAUCCUCCUUCUCUUGCCCUGCCUCCUCGCCUCGCUCCCUCCCUGCCACGUCCCCCAUGUCUUGCCGGCGCCGCCACGCGCGCUGGCCCAAACACUGGGACUCACCGGAUGUGGAGAAUAUUCAUAGAGGAGGAGCUGCUUCUCGCUCCACCUUGCUCUCAGCAGGAGGAGGGGCAGCAGGAGCAACAGCAGCUGCUGCUAGUGGUGGUGGCGCCACUGCCGCUGGCACGGCUGCAACUGGUGCUGCUGCUGGGGUGGCAGUUGGGUUGUCUCCUAGAGGGUACCCUGCUCCUUUGGGGGGUGGAGCGAGGCUGAGGGGAAGCAGUGGGGGAGUAGGAGGAAAUACCCUCAACUCUGGUCUGCAUGCGCACUCAGGACAACUGAUGCCGUCCAUGUUGUCCCCUCCUGGUGUUGCAGGGAGCGGGAUGAGAGUGACUGGAGAGAAGCUUGAUUCUCCCCAAGCCAUGUCUCCGCUGGGGUUUUCAUUCAGCAGUGUCCCGGAGCUCUGCAGGGGUGGAGUGCGGUUUAAGAUGGACUUGCAGAGAAUUGAAGUGGCAAAGCAGGCACCCUGCCCUCGUGCAGGUCUUUGCCCAGGCGAGUCAAGGCCUGCAACACAAAUAGAAGUGAGGGGCUGGGUGAGGUCAGGUGGUACCUUCCCCAUCCCCAUCGGCACGGGGCUUCCCUCUUCCUUUGGUGGGCCUGUGUAG
Messenger RNA from Closterium sp. Naga37s-1, 2265 nucleotides. The record is from the annotation of a GenBank genome assembly. Lineage: Eukaryota; Viridiplantae; Streptophyta; Zygnematophyceae; Desmidiales; Closteriaceae.